Aplosporella prunicola CBS 121167 is the source of this 810-nucleotide messenger RNA. RefSeq lists its product as uncharacterized. The transcript has a single exon. The record is from RefSeq and is a predicted model, not a curated record. Lineage: Eukaryota; Fungi; Ascomycota; Dothideomycetes; Botryosphaeriales; Aplosporellaceae. The coding region runs from base 285 to 482 and encodes 65 amino acids.
GUCUUGCUGCGGGUAAUGAAGGAUGCGCAUGCGCAUCCCGGCUUCCGGUCAUUUAACGUAGUCGUCGAAAGAGUUUUGGAAAAGAUGGAGCGCAAGUGCAAUGAUCCAUGUCAUUCGGCGUGCCAGCUGGAUGAGUUGACUGUGGUAAUCUAACAGACCUUUUUGGAAUCCGGGCACACCAGAGGCUGGAGGCUGAUAGACUUCUCGUCUUGGUUGAUGGCACCUCCUUGGCCCGGGCAGACGUUGCGUUUGCGAGCUCAGACUUUGUCUUCUCUCAGUUUGACAUGGCAGUCGCCUCCAACGCUGUGGUAGCAGGAACAGAUCUAGCCGGCCCCUCUCCGCGGUUCUUUACAACCAGAAGAGGAGGCUACAUCAUAGUCGAGCUCUCUCUUCUGAUGCAGCCGUGGCAGCUUCUGAACAUUGCGUCGAACUUCCUCAUCGUCGCGGAUACUCGGCUUUCCUUGGUCCGUUCAUGGGUGUGAUGCUCACUAACUAUUUCCCUGUCCGACGGAAGCUGAUGCUGACCAACUUGUUUGAGAUGUCGGGGCGAAGCAUCUACUGGUUCUGGCGUGGGUUCAAUUGGCGAGCAGUCAGUGCUUUGGGCACUAGGAACUUGGCCUGCUUUUGUUUCAAACUUCGCGGAGCAUGUGCAGCAUUCCGAUGUUGUUUCCUUAGGAUGGACGCAUAUCUACUGGAGGUCUGGUCCGUCGGCUGUCUGACUUCGAGAAGCGUGUAAUCUGUCCUGGAUCACAUCUAGCCAAUACCCUUCACGAGAGCCGUCGAUGACGAAGACGCCUUUGGAACAUUCUC